Messenger RNA from Pyricularia grisea, 2574 nucleotides. RefSeq lists its product as uncharacterized. The transcript is spliced from 11 exons. Gene Ontology annotation, biological process: secondary metabolite biosynthetic process. Lineage: Eukaryota; Fungi; Ascomycota; Sordariomycetes; Magnaporthales; Pyriculariaceae. The coding region runs from base 1 to 2574 and encodes 857 amino acids. Gene Ontology annotation, molecular function: flavin adenine dinucleotide binding; oxidoreductase activity, acting on CH-OH group of donors. The record is from RefSeq and is a predicted model, not a curated record.
AUGGUCCAGCCACUAUCCAGCCAGCCCAUUCCUCCCUUCCCCGAGGGUCUCCAGACCAUUGAGCUCUCCCGAAUCUCACUCAGGGGGCUGCUCGAGAAGGACGACAAGGAACUUGACAAGUUCUACAACAUUGACACGCCCCAAGGCCGGCAGCUGUGGGAUGAGGCCUGCCGCGUGUACAAGGUGGGCCAGGAGACACUGCCGGUUCUGGACAUGGAGAUGAAGCUGGCGUACAAGGCGCGGGACAGAGCUGGGGUGUUUGAUAUGGGAUACAAGUGUCCCAGCAUUAGUGCGAGCGGCGAGCCCAAGUUUAGUGAAGCUUUCAACGUGCCCCUGUACGAGUCACUGGUGGACAGGCAGGCAGGCUUCCAACUCCCUCCCUGGCUGGAAUCUCACCGAGGCUUGUUCCUCGACAUGCUCUCGCACGGCAACGAGAUCUGCCACGUCCUCUUGGGUGCACUCGAGAAGAAGCUGCAGGUGGCGCCGGGGACCAUGACCUCGCUGCACCGCGUCGAGGACCCCUCCAACGACUUCCUCCGCGUGCUGCACUACCCGGCCACGCUGCCGGGGGACGAUGCCAACCAGGCCAAGUUCCCGCCGCACCGCGACUCGGUGAGCGUGGCCAUGCUCUUUACGGCCGUGGCGGGGCUGCAGAUCCUCGAGUCCAGCGAUGGCGGCAAUGCCAAAACCUACGACGACGAGUCGAUGACCACAAAGUGGCGCUGGAUUGAGCCCGUCGAGGGCCACGUCAUCGUCAACCUGGGCGACGCCCUCGCCAUCCUGUCCAACGAACUGCUCAGGUCCGGCUUCCACCGCGUCGUCGGCGCGCCGGGCCGCCAGGCUGAGGUGGACAAGUACAGCGUGCUGUUGGGGUAUAGUCCGGCCUUGACCACGCCCAUGCGGCCACUCGUCAGUCCCGUGAUUCCGCCCGUGGCCCCCGUCCUCAGCUGCGAGGAGUGGGGCGCGCAGAGAGUGUCAAAGCCUGGGGGCUGCUGGCACCCCAACGGUUGCUGCAGUCCUUUUGCUAGCAUCGCGGGCAACGGCAGCAGCAGCAGCAGCGACGAUACAUCAAAACCCAACACCACCAUGGCGAGCAUUCUCUGUUUAGCAGCCGUCUGCCUCCCCUUUGCGGGUGCUUCGGUUGCAACAAUCUACAGUCACACGUUGGGAGGGCAACUACAAAACCGGUCCAUCCGCUACUCGCAAGGCAAGACAUUUGGUGGCGGCACGGCCCGCAACGGGAUGGCCUACCAGAGAGGCACGACCAGCUUCUACGACGGCUGGGCGGAAUCGGUAGGCGACCCGAGCUACAGCUGGACCAACAUGCUCCCGUUCCUGCAAAAGAGCGUUCGGUACACCACAGCCAACGCCACCCUCCGCGGCGGACCCCUAAAGGUUUCGUUUUGGAACUACUACGUCCCCGUGUCGGCGGCCUUUGCCAAGGGCAUGAAGGCCCUGGGGUACAACGAGGUCAGCACGCUGCAGAGCGGCAGCAUCCUGGGGUACUCCGAGUUCCCCGCCACGCUGGACCCCGAGCUCCAGAUCCGCGACUCGUCAGAGACUUCGUUUCUGAGAAAGGCUGCUACCGAUGCUGCUCAGCACUGGGGCCGGAAGGGAAGGGUGACCAUCUAUCCCAACACGCUGGCCAAGAAGGUCCUCUUUGACGGGGCCAAGGCGGCCACGGGCGUCGAGAUGCCACCGGCUCGCAACAGUACACCCUCAACGCGACUAGGGAGGUCAUCCUGGCCGCUGAUGCUCAUGGUUUCGGGUGUUGGGCCGUCUCAGCUACUCCAGCAACUCAACGUGCCCGUCGUCGGUUCGCUGCCGGGUGUCGGGCAGAACUUGCGGGAUCACCCUGGCUUCAGCACACUCUGGAGCCUCAACGGGGUUUCGCAGCACAGGCUGUGGAGCAAUGCCACGUACGCCGCCGAGGCCACCGCCCUGUUUGCAACCUCUCGGUCGGGGCCCCUGACGGCCUUUGCCAGCAACUACAUCCUCUUUGACCGAUUACGCCAAGAUGCCAACCUCAGCGCCCCAACCAGUCAAGCCAUCUCCUCCUUCCCGCCCGACCGGCCCAACACGGAAUUCAUCUGGAACGCAGCCGGCAUCCCCACCCGGACCCCCGCCGACCAGCUCGCCCUGGGCGUCGUGGUCCUGUCCCCGACCUCGGCCGGCUCCGUGACCAUCAACACGACCGACACCGCCGCGAACCCCUUGGUGGAUGUGCAGUGGUUCGCCAGCGACGCCGACCGCGAGCAGGGCGUGGCGGCCGAGGGCGUCGUCGAGGCGGAAAUGGCACCCGGCCCCAAGGUGCAGUCCGACGCAGAGAUCUGGGCUUGGAUCCAGCAGAAUGCCAGCCCCAAUCACCACGCCGUCGGCACCUGCCGGAUGGGUCGCCGCGACGACCCGGCCGCUGUGGUGGACGCCAAGGGGUGUGUUUUGGGCGGCGUUUCGGCGUUGAGGGUUGUGGAUGCCAGCAUCAUGCCCUUGGUGAUGGCGGGCCAGCCGAUGGCUACGGUUUAUGGUAUUGCCGAGAAGCUUUCGGCGGAUAUUGUGUCCGGCCGUAAAUGCUAA